AUGAACACGGCCAGCGUCUACGCGUCCCCCUACGAGCCGAAUCCCGAAUUGUUUCUCACCGAUGAUUCUGAGGCGGUGCUUGACGCCAGCUCUCGAAGCAGGGCUUCUUCAUCCCCGGAGGCAAAUUCGGCUCAUGAUUCGGCGUCAAUGUCACCGGAAGGCGCUGUGAAGGACGAAAGCGUAGUACUCGAAGAUGAUGAACCGGUCUACGCCAACCUAGCCGAGAUGCCCGCAAGACCGAUGGGUUUUCUGCCCGACACGCCGAAGCCGGGGCCGUGCGAUCAACUGAGACGGGUUUUGCUGAAUGGAUGGGCGGAAUAUAUGAGUGAGGGCGGAAGACCAUAUUUCUUCAACGCCGAAACGGCGCAAUGUCAAUGGUGCCCACCACGACUAAUGCGAUCACCAUCAGAAGUGAAGGCGUUCCUUGAUGCUACAAAACACCUAGAUGACGCCCUCCCAAAAUGUUCAAUUGAUGAAUCGUUCGACUCGGUGGCCAGUGAUACGGAUUUCGAAGAGGUCAGUCCACUGGAUGCCCGCGGAGCCCUGGAAGAGUCGAUCAUUAAGGGAGCAUCUGACCAAGAGGACGUUGUUGAAGUGGCGCGAAAGGAUAGCGGCGAAAUCAAACACAUGCUGCUCCACAAUCCAAAUUUUACCGACGGGCGACCGCCGUCAUUUGUUACACGAAAUCGAGGGUCGUUGAAGCAGGUUUUCCCACCCGAGGUUCCAUCUGCAAAAAUAUCUAUACCUUCCACUUCCGGGACCGCGGACUACGAUACCCCAUCUUCGAGCUAUCCACCCCGGGAUGAUGCGCUGGCUAAUAUCGACGUGCCCCGGCCCGUAAGACAAGGCUCUAUGGAGAGAAUGGUCUCGGAAAAGGCGCGUAAAAGGGAAUGGGCGUCGUGCUACUUCUUCCUCUCCACGGCCCAUUUGCUUGUGUACAAGGAUCAGCGGAGUGCAGAGAAACAAGGAAAACACUAUGACGCACCGUUGUUAGCGAUCGAUUUGCGAGGCGCCUCCAUCAGCUGGGUGGUCGAGCGGGAGAAGCGGAAACGAAGAGUCUUCCAGCUCGUACUGCCACCUUGGAUCCCGGCACUGUCGAACCCUUCCCCGCUGCUGCUGCGCUCGCAAUCUGACGUGCUCACCGAGCAGUGGUUCGACGCCAUCCGCCAGGUCAUCGCGCAUCUGCCAACCAUCGAUGCAGCGUCCGGCCCCUCUACGAUGGUUCUGCCCACCUCCGUCAUCAAGAACCCCAGCGCCUCGCUGAUGCAGCGCCCCCAUUCAACGUAUAACGUCUCCACAAAGAAGCGCGAUCCGAGAAUGGACCCGAUGAGCGCGUCGGCCUACGAGGCGCCGCCAUCUUCGCUUGCUCCUCCCCCUCCUACCUCAAAUGAUCCGGCCCCCUCCAAGCAGACGAUCAUCAACAAAUUGCUCAAAUUCCUUCGCUCACGCCCGACCGUCGAAUCACUAAAAGAGAAGGGCAUCUACAAACCGGAACCGGUGUUCGGCUCGACGUUGAGUGCCAUCUGCCAGCUCGAAAACUCGCUGGUGCCUCGCUUCAUCCAGGUGGUCAUCGAGCUGAUUGAGAGCAAGGGACUUGAGGUCGACGGGCUCUACAGGGUCAGCGGCAAUCUAUCGUCCGUGCAAAAGAUUCGAUGCCACGUCGACCAGAAUCGAUACCAGGCCCUGGUAGCGGAAGAUGACAUUCAUGUACUUACCGGAGCGCUUAAGUUAUUCUUCCGUGAACUCGCCGAGCCCGUCUUUCCCACCAAGAUGUCGAAGGAGUUCAUCGCCACCAUGCAGCUCGCCACGACGCCCCAGAAGCUGAAGCGGCUGAACGAGCUGUUGAAGCAGUUGCCGCCCGAGAAUCGCGAGACGCUCAAAAUGCUCUUGCGACAUUUAUGCCUUGUGGACAAGCACUCGGCCGAAAAUCGUAUGCAAAUUCACAACUUGGCGCUGAUGUUCGGCCCGACGCUUUUUCAAACUGGCGACGAGCGGCCUGCGGCGGGCAGCAAGGACAAGAAGCCAAAGGAUAAGAAGAAAAAGGGAAAGGAAGAACCCCCUCCUCCGGCCGCCUCAAAUUCGCACCUCGCCUUCCGGAUGAUAAUGCAGGGUCGAAUCGUGGAAUUCCUGCUAAAAGAAGGCUCGGCGUUGGAAUCCCUCCAAGGACCCGUCAAAUUACAGCCA
Molecule: messenger RNA, 2184 nt
Organism: Mesorhabditis spiculigera
Lineage: Eukaryota; Metazoa; Nematoda; Chromadorea; Rhabditida; Rhabditidae
Source: the annotation of a GenBank genome assembly